AUGUUCAACAACCACGAGCUGGCUACAUCGCAAUCUAUUACCAAGAACGUUGUCACUGUCAGAGACAGUCAGACCAAGUCAAAAGAAAAUGAGCGUGUUAACCAUCGUAUCUCCUCCAUGGAUCCAGAGCGCCCUACAAUUCGCAUUCGUUCGAACUCCUCAACUAGAGUUGAGGACCUCCCAAAGCGUUCAACUGCAAACCAAGAGAUUGGGCCCGUCAAGAAGAAGGCUGGAGCUCCUGCUGCCCCGAGAAUCCUCAGAAGCAUGAGUGUUUCCCUCAACGAUGGAUUCGCCCCACCUGCCAACUUUGCGCUUGUUGGCGGCGGAGGUGUCUACAGGAGCAGCUUCCCCAGAGUGGAAAAUUUUGGAUAUCUUAGGCGUUUGGGGUUGAAGAGUGUCCUAACACUUGUUGGGGAGCCAUACCCUGAGGAGAACUUGAAAUUCAUGAAGCAGUGUGGAAUAACCCAUUUCCAGAUUGGCAUGCCUGGAAACAAGGAGCCAUUUGUGAACAUUCCUGAUGAAAAGCUAUCUGCCGCUCUAAAGGUUGUCCUUGAUCGUCGCAAUCACCCAAUCCUUAUUCACUGCAAUAAGGGCAAGCACCGAACCGGUUGUGUUGUCGGCUGCCUGCGCAAGCUCCAGGCAUGGUCUUUGACCCUUAUUUUCGACGAAUACCGUCGCUUCGCCGACCCCAAGAGCCGCGCGCUCGACCAAUUGAAAAUCGAACUGUAUAAGGAAGAAGCUUGCAUGGGUAUUGCAAAGCAAUGGGGUUGGAUGCCGGAAAUAAUGACUGGCGGCGGUUGCUCAUAUCAGGAAUGCACUGACGGGAUUGGUGGAUGUGGAUGCGGUGGACUAGAAGUCCAGGCUCUAUAA
This is a messenger RNA of Morchella importuna, 870 nucleotides long. RefSeq lists its product as uncharacterized. Gene Ontology annotation, biological process: protein dephosphorylation. Gene Ontology annotation, molecular function: phosphatase activity; inositol diphosphate tetrakisphosphate diphosphatase activity. The record is from RefSeq and is a predicted model, not a curated record. Lineage: Eukaryota; Fungi; Ascomycota; Pezizomycetes; Pezizales; Morchellaceae. The transcript has 5 exons. The coding region runs from base 1 to 870 and encodes 289 amino acids. Gene Ontology annotation, cellular component: cytoplasm.